CCGGAGGACACCAACCGUCUGAGUCCAGCCUUUACCGAAGAGCUCUACGGAGGAGACGGUGCACACCGGGAGGAGAGGGUUUCCUCUCAGGGGCUGGGCUGACAACUCGGUAUUUGUCCUCCUGUCGGUGAGGAGGAGAGGGAAGAAGCAGAGAUAAGGGAGAUCAUCAAUGCUGGAGCGACCAGCCGCCUUUCUUCUUCUUCUGUCGGGGCUGCGGUAAAAAAGUCGUUCACGAUGCCGGUGUUUCACACCAAAACCAUCGAGAGUAUCCUGGAGCCAGUGGCCCAGCAGAUCUCUCACCUAGUCAUCAUGCACGAGGAGGGGGAGGUAGACGGUAAAGCCAUCCCGGAUCUGACGGUGCCGGUGGCCGCUGUGCAGGCUGCUGUCAGCAACCUUGUGCGGGUGGGAAAGGAAACGGUUCAAACCACCGAGGACCAGGUGAUGAAGAGAGACAUGCCUCCUGCGUUUAUUAAGGUGGAGAAUUCAUGCUCUAAGCUCGUCCAAGCUGCUCAGAUGCUGAAAGCGGAUCCCUACUCUGUUCCUGCACGAGAUUUCCUGAUCGAUGGAUCCAGAGGGAUACUGUCCGGAACAUCCGACUUGCUCCUUACCUUCGACGAGGCAGAGGUACGUAAGAUAAUCCGAGUGUGUAAAGGUAUCCUGGAGUAUCUGGCAGUAGCUGAGGUGGUGGAGACCAUGGAAGACCUCAUCACAUACACCAAGAACCUCGGACCAGGGAUGACCAAAAUGUCAAAGAUGAUAGAGGAGAGGCAGCAGGAGCUGACACACCAAGAGCACAGACAGAUGCUAGUCACCUCCAUGAACACUAUCAAAGAGCUGCUGCCCGUUCUUAUCUCAGCUAUAAAAAUUUUUGUCGCAACGAAGAGCAGUCGAGGUGCCGGGGUUGAGGAAGCAGAGAGAAACCGAAGGUUCACUUUUGAAAAGAUGAGCGCUGAAAUUAAUGAGAUCAUAAGAGUCCUGCAGCUCACCACGUGGGAUGAAGACGCCUGGGCCAAUAAGGAUAUGGAGGCCCUGAAGAGAUCUCUGGCUUUGAUUGAGUCAAAGAUGGCACAAGCUAAAAGCUGGCUCAAAGACCCUCACGGACAGCCAGGAGACCCCGGUGAGGUGGCCCUGCGUGUAAUACUGGAUGAAGCUGGUAAGGUGGGAGAGCUGUGUGCUGGGAAGGAGAGGAAAGACAUACUGGCGACCACUAAGGCUCUGGGACAAAUGACUGACCAGGUCACAGAUCUACGAGCUAGAGGCCAAGGCCCGACCCCGGGGUGUGUGCAGCGUGCCGGCCAGUGCUCGCAGGGCUUAGACUUGCUAUUUGGCAAAGUGGACAGUGCUGCUCGCAGACUGGAGGCUCUAAUCAAUGCCAAACAGGCUAUUGCCAGGAGGCUGGAUGCUGCACAGGCAUGGCUGGCUGAUCCUCACGGCGGUCCCGAGGGGGAGGAGAACAUCAGAGCGCUCCUUGCAGAAGCCAAACGCAUCGCCGAUCUAUGCGAAGACCCCAAAGAGAGGGACGACAUCCUGCGUUCCAUAAGUGAGAUCGCAGGACUCACCGCCAGGCUCAUGGAGCUACGCAGACAGGGUAAAGGUGACAGUCCGGAGGCCCGUGCACUUGCCAAGCAGAUUGGGGCGGCGCUACUGACCCUGCAGUCUAAAACCAACCGCGCCGUAGCCAACAUGAGACCAGCCAAGCCUGCAGUAACCUUGGAGGGCAAGAUGGAGCAGGCCCUCCGUUGGGUGAACAACCCUGGAGUGGACGACAGAGGAGUAGAGUGUGAGAGGCUACAGUGGAACACAGGUCAGGCAGCAAUCAGAGGAAUGGUUGGGGAAGGGAGGAGGCUGGCAGGAGGCCUGUUAGGCCCGUAUCGUCAGGAUAUGAUUGGGCGCUGUGACCGAACAGAGGCUCUGAUGACAUCCUUGGCAGACAUGGCUGGCAGGGGAGAGGCUGAGGCUCCUCAUGCACGCGCUACAGCUGCACAGCUGCAGGACACCCUUAAGGACCUGAGGCAGCGCAUGCAGGAGGUGAUGACCCAGGAAGUGUCUGAUGUUUUCAGUGACACCACCACACCUAUCAAACUGCUGGCUGUGGCUGCAACUGCACCUCCCGAUGCACCAAACAGAGAAGAGGUUUUUGAAGAGCGCGCAGGGAACUUUGAGACCCACGCGGGUCGGCUGGGGGCAACGGCAGAGAAGGCUGCUGCUGUGGGAACAGCCAAUAAGACUACAGUAGAAGGCAUCCAUGCUGCUGUGAAACAUGCUAGGGAGCUCACACCACAGGUAACGUCUGCCGCUCGGAUCUUGUUGAAGAACCCUGGGAACAAAGCGGCGUAUGAACACUUUGACACCAUGAAGAACCAGUGGAUCGACAAUGUGGAGAGACUCACCGGUCUAGUGGAUGAAGCUAUCGACACCAAAUCUCUGCUAGAUGCGUCUGAGGAGGCGAUAAAGAAAGACAUCGACAAGUGCAGAGUUGCCAUGGCAAAUGUUCAGCCCCAAAUGCUUGUUGCCGGGGCAACAAGCAUAGCAAGGAGAGCUAAUCGGGUCCUGUUGGUGGCUAAGAGGGAAGUUGAGAACUCUGAAGACCCACGAUUCAGAGACACUGUGAAACACGCUUCAGACAUCCUCUCGCACACCAUCUCGCCUAUGGUGAUGGACGCCAAGGCGGUGGCAGGGAACAUCCAAGAUAAAGCUCUGCAGAAAGCCUACUUGGACUCGUGUCUGAGGAUCCUGGCUGCAGUCGGAAAAGUUAGAGAAGCCUUUCAGCCUCAGGAGCCGGACUUCCCUCCUCCACCUCCUGACUUGGAUCAGCUCCAUGUUAGUGAUGAGCAGGCACCACCCAAACCUCCGUUACCAGAGGGGGAAGUGCCUCCGCCUCGGCCUCCUCCUCCAGAGGAAAAGGAUGAGGAGUUCCCGGAGCAGAAAGCUGGAGAGGUGCUCAGCGAGCCCAUGAUGGUGGCAGCCAGGCAGCUGCACGAUGAGGCGCGCAAGUGGUCAAGCAAGCCUGAAGAUGAGGAGGCAGUAGAGGAGAGGGAGGUAGAUGAUGAAGAUGAGUUUACUGAUGGUGAGGAUGACUAUGAGCCAGAGCUGCUGCUGAUGCCAUCCAACCAGCCUGUCAAUCAACCCAUUCUGGCAGCUGCCCAGUCUCUCCACCAGGAGGCGCGCAAGUGGUCCAGCAAGGGUAAUGACAUCAUAGCCGCAGCCAAGCGGAUGGCUCUGCUGAUGGCAGAAAUGUCUCGGCUGGUGCGUGGUGGAAGCGGGAACAAACGAGCACUGAUCCAGUGCGCUAAGGACAUCGCCAAGGCCUCAGAUGAGGUGACAAGACUGGCAAAAGAAGUGGCUAAACAGUGCACUGACAGACGCAUCAGAACAAACCUGCUGCAGGUCUGUGAACGAAUCCCUACCAUCAGUACUCAGCUGAAGAUUCUCUCUACUGUCAAAGCCACUAUGCUGGGACGGACAAACAUUAGUGAAGAGGAGUCAGAGCAGGCCACAGAGAUGUUGGUCCAUAACGCCCAGAAUCUGAUGCAGUCCGUGAAGGAGACGGUCAGAGAAGCAGAAGCAGCCUCCAUCAAGAUCCGCACCGAUGCGGGCUUCACCCUCCGAUGGGUGCGGAAGACCCCCUGGUACCAAUAGUCAUACCUGGUCACUGACAUGAAUGAUGCUCUUUCUUUAAAACUUUGCUUCAAUAGCACAAACCUCGAGUAAAGUAGCAAUGUGCAUAUGCAUUAAGCGUAAGCAUGUGCACUUCAAGAGGAAGCUGCAGGAUUUUGAGCCAUUCUCCACUGUAGUUUGGGUGUUUGCACCAAGAAGCAUUAGAUCUGGUCCCAUGCAGGUUUCUUUUAAUGGCGUGAGCGGAAUCGCACAGGUAUAUCGGAGACAGUUUUUUAAAGUAUAUUUUUGGUAUGUUGUGUUACAAGACUUUAUCCAAAGUUCAGGUAUAUAUUUUUUGCAUGAAAAUGUUUUCUAUUUUCUAAAGGCGAAUUAUGACACUAAAAUGCUCCUAGAGGAUGUUUACUUUGCAUUCAGUUUUUUCAGUGAGUUUCUUAUUGUCUAUUGUAUAUACAAUAAUUGUUUGUUUUAUGAAAGAUUUUUAGCUUUAUUCACUCAGUUUGACACUAAAGUCGGGAGUAUUGGAGCGAGCUGAGGAGCUCACUUUCCUUCCUGUUUACUUUUUAACAAUAAAGGUUCUUUACUAAAGAUCUACAAAUUCAGAAGUUCUAGCAUCAUCACUUCAAUGAUUUUAUACUUGAAGAACCUAAAGGUGUUAUGAAUACAAAUGAGACAGUUUUAAAGCAAUUAUAUGAUUAGAAUAAAAUAUAUGGUUGUUAUUAACUAUGUUGUUUCUUGGGAGGUUGACACUACAGCUCACAGGUUUUCACUUGACAGCAGCAGUAUGUGUGACAUUGAAGUCAAAGUCAGGCUUAACUGAUAUAUUUUUAAUGUGUGUUUUUAGUUCUGUGUUUUCAUUUUUGUUGAACUUCCACAGUGAUCAAUGCCAAAGGAUUUGUUUUACAUUACUGUGAGCUUCUAAACACUCAAACUCCAGGUUACUGCAGACAGUGCCGUCCUCUGUAGAGGACCCGGAGUGCUUUUUUUAAGGUCUGUUUAUUUUUAGCCAAAAGAUAUGAAUGUUUUACUCUGCUUUGCAUUUUUUUUGUAAUCUAUUUGUAGUGCUGCACUGUACUGCACUCUUUGUAACAGUUGAACUGUUUGGAAAUUUUAGCAAAGCUGAUGAUUUUAGGCAGCAUCCUUUUAUUGUUUUGGGUUCUUUUCUUUUCUUUUUUUUUAGAUAUCCAGAUAUCCCUCUGUUUGAGCUCAGUAGUCCCAUGUUAAAUGCUCUAAAGCAUCAUCUGAAAAAUCCAUUUUUUUUCCUUUUUUAGAUGACCCCGGUGGUUUGAAAACAAGACAACUCUUUUUAUCGGGCAAUAUUGUCAGCCUAGCAACGUAGAUUUUAUUUUUAGGUUAACACUAAAAUAUAUUUAAAAUGAGUUUGUUGUCAUCUGGGAUUAAAGGAUUAAACAUUAUAUUUUUACAUUAAUACAUGCAGUCAGUCAGCAAAUGCAUAUUUUUAUUUCCUUUAAUUUAACAGUGGAGAAUCUGUACGCACCUGUAUGUGAAGUCUUUUCAUUUAAGCAGUAGUAGUGAGCAGUCCAAAUGACACUAAUGGACAAAGCUCUGUAUUGCAGCACAGAAUGUUAACCGCAUUUUCACUUUUAUUUGGGCCUACUGAGCAUGUAGCAGCACUGACUAUUCACUGAGAGCGACACAAUGUAGAUCUGCGUGUGCACCUGAUGUGUUCAUUCACACCCCGAAUGUAUUCUGAUAACUUCUAGCCCUGCCAACACAUCUGCUGUGCCUUGGAAGAAGAAUAAAAGACUAUAAU
Molecule: messenger RNA, 5389 nt
Organism: Pelmatolapia mariae (spotted tilapia)
Lineage: Eukaryota; Metazoa; Chordata; Actinopteri; Cichliformes; Cichlidae
Product: vinculin-like
Exons: 23
Coding region: 235-3639 (1134 amino acids)
Biological process (GO): cell adhesion
Cellular component (GO): cytoplasm; plasma membrane; actin cytoskeleton
Molecular function (GO): structural molecule activity; beta-catenin binding; alpha-catenin binding
Source: RefSeq, a predicted model, not a curated record